Liolophura sinensis is the source of this 534-nucleotide messenger RNA. Its product is annotated as sarcoplasmic calcium-binding protein-like. The coding region runs from base 1 to 534 and encodes 177 amino acids. The record is from RefSeq and is a predicted model, not a curated record. NCBI's taxonomy places the organism in Eukaryota, Metazoa, Mollusca, Polyplacophora, Chitonida, Chitonidae. The transcript has a single exon.
AUGGCAGACUUGCAAGUACUUCAAGAAAAGUGGCGAAUGUGGUUUGAUUCCCUGGACGUUAACAAGAGUGGCGUUUUGACUCCGAAAACCUGGACGGACGCUGCUGAUGUUUUGAUCUCCGGCCAUUCGCUGGAAGGGAAUGACGCUGCUACAGCACGAGCGAAAAUGGGUAAACUGGGUAAGACAGUCUUAGGUGACAGCCAAUCUUCGAUAACCAAGGAACAAUUCACUCAGAAUCUCACAACAUUUUUUGAAAAGGAUCAGAAGCAGGCGUUGGAUUACAUCACAUCGGUGCUUCGGAGCCUGUUUGAAGUUAUGGAUACAAACAACGAUUGUAUGGUGGAUGAAGCUGGAUUUGUGCUGAUGUGCCGAGCAUUUGGUCACGGAGAAGAUACCGCGAAGGUUGUGUUCAAGAUCAUCUCAGGUGGUCAAGAUCAAAUCGACGUUGAUGUUUGCGUGAAGUUUUGGACGGAUGUCUGGUUUUCUGCGGAUAACGAAAAAUGGCAGAACAUCUCUGAAGCCCUGAAACAAUAA